Molecule: messenger RNA, 3492 nt
Organism: Plasmodium yoelii
Lineage: Eukaryota; Apicomplexa; Aconoidasida; Haemosporida; Plasmodiidae
Product: conserved Plasmodium protein, unknown function
Exons: 1
Coding region: 1-3492 (1163 amino acids)
Source: RefSeq, a predicted model, not a curated record
AUGAAAUUUCGUAAUUAUAUAUUUGGGCGAAUUACUGAUUCGUAUCAUAAUGUUGAAAAGAUUAAGAAUAUCUUUGAAUUCAGAAAAAGUACUAAAUUAGUGAAAGAUUUGAGUUUGAUAAAAAAAGCUACAAAUAGCUAUAAAAUAAAUAUUGAAGAAAAUAGCGAUAUAAUUAAAAAUGAUGUUCAUACAUUUUUAAGAAAUAAUUAUAUAUAUUUUGAAAAUAAUGUAGAAGAAGAAUUAAUAUUUAUAAAUAACUAUUUAUAUUUUGAAAUAAUUACAGACAAAUAUAUUAUGAUAUGUAGAAAAAAAAUAAAAAGAAAAUUUAAGACUAAUUUAAAUUAUUUUUAUCAAAAUAAUAAAUCAAUUAAUGAUUUAAAAAAAGAAAAAGUUAUUUCAAAUUUAAACUCCGAAAUAGUUGGUAUAUUCCCAUCAAUUUUUAAUAUAAAAUUUUUGAAAAUAUAUAAAAAUUAUUUAUUUACAUUUAUAGUCGAACAAAAUAAUUAUCCUUUAAAUUUAUGUUACUCAUAUAAAGGUACAAUUUAUGUUAAUGAUAAAAAUUUAUAUAAUAUUGAUUCAGAUUAUGUAUUAAAAGAUAUAUGUAAUGAAUGUGUAGUAAAAAAUAAUCUUAAAAAAAAAAUAAAUAUAUAUUGUAAUCAAAAUAAUUUAAGAAAAUAUAGGAUAUUAACAAUAAAUAACAAAAAUAAUAAUAAGAUUAUAGGAGAAAACUGUUUUGGUAAUAAUGCAAUAGACACAUGUAGACAAUAUGAAAAUGAUAUAAAUAAAAAUUGUAUAUAUGAUGGAAACUAUAAGAAGUAUGAACAGAGUGAAGAAGGGUUAUAUAGAUUUAGAUUUCCAAUGAUACAAUAUUGCAAUUAUUUAAAAUAUGGAAUACAAAAUAUAGAAUAUAUUAAACUAAAAAAUAAAAUAUAUUUUUUAAGUAGUGAAAUAAAUGAACAAUAUCGAUGUAGUAAAUUAUUUUUAAAUUGUUCAUUUUUUGAUAAAAUUUUGAUAUAUGAAGAAAAAAAUCAAGAAUAUUUUUUAAAUCUAUAUAAGAGUAAAGAUCAGAAAAUUAUAUUUUUGUUAAGUGGUAGUCAUUUACAUAAUAAAUUAUUCCUAAUCAAUGUUGAUGGUAAGAAGAAAAAAAACAUGAAUUGUUUUAUUGAUCUUGUUAAAAUUAACAGUCAAAUUUUACAAGGAAAAUGUUUUUUAGAGCAUUUUUUUAAUCAUAUUAUUUUUAUAUUAAAAGGGAAAAAUAAUACUACACACAUUUUUUUUAUGGAAUGCAAAAAUCUAAACUAUCUUAUACAAAAGAAAAAAAAUAAAACACAAAAGUUUGAAAAGAUAAAAAAAUUGAAAAAAAUUGGGAAUCUUUCAAAAGAUGGUUUAUAUAUUCAUGAGGAAGAAUCAAAAAAGUGUAGAAUACCAUUAUAUAGUGUUUUUUUAGAUAAAAUAGAAAUAAAUGUAGAUAAAUAUAUAAAAAAAUUGGUAACUCUUGAUGAUUGUAUAAUACAAGAUUUUGAUAUGACAAAAUAUGGAUUAGUUUUAUGUUUAUAUCGUAAUUUUUUAAAACCAUUUGUGUUCAUAAUUUAUUUGUUUAGGAAAAAUGCCAAGUUGUGUUAUGCUACUAGCUGUUCUAAAGAUAUGGCAAUACAAAAAGGUGGGAAUAAAAAUAGAAAAGAAAUAAUUGUUCAUAAAAUAAAGAUGAUACAUUUACCCAUUGAAAAAGGGAGUAUACAAGCUGGUAUGAACAAUAAUUUUUAUAACAAUUUUUUAAAUAUACAUAUAUCCAACACAUUUAUUAAUAAUAUUAGAUUAGUCAUAAAUUUAAGACAAUGUAUUAUAGCUCUUCCAAAAAAUAUACAUAAAAAUAGAGAACAAUAUAAUUCAUAUUUUAAAGCGAAAAAUAAUAGCUUUAUGUAUGAUAUAGAGUUGGACACAAUUUUUCAAAAAAAUAAAAAUUUUGAUAUAAAAGAUAUUUUUAUUAACAAUUCAGAUGGGGAACAAAUUCCUAUAACACUUAUAUAUAAAAUAAAAGACAAUGAUAAUAUUUUUUUUUGUGAAAAUGAAAAGAAAGAAAAAUAUGCAACUUUUUUUGAAAAGAUAAAUGGAAAUGGUAGCAAAUUAUGCUUAUUUUCUCAUUUUAGCAAAUUAUGCUUAUUUUCAAAUCUUGGCAAAAACGAUUUACCAUUAUUUAUAAACCCAAGUAAAACUAUAAUAAAUGCAUAUCCAUUUUAUGGAGAAUUAAAUAUUUGCAAUUACACAGAUGAAUAUUAUUUUUAUUUGUUAAACAAUUUUGUAAUAGCUUAUUUUCACCUGACUGGGUCAGGCGGGUUUAAUAAAAAAGUUGAAAAAUUUAAAGGAAAAGGAUAUUUAAAAAUAAAAGCACUAGAAGAUUUAACAAAUUGUAUAAAUUUUUUAAAAUAUAAAAAUAUAAGUAAUACAAAUAAUAUGUACAUGUAUUUUUAUUCAAAUAGUGGUUUAUUAGGAGGUUACAUAUUAAAUAAUAUAAAAAAAAUAGUUAAAAAUAUAAUUUUUGUUAACCCUAUGUUAGAUUUAUUUAACAAUUUAACAGACAUGAAUAAUAAUUUUGUGAAAUCUGAACUUUUAGAAUUUGGAAAAUUUAAAAUAAACGAAUUUCUUUUAAAAAAAAAUAAAAAUGUAGAUCUAGACAGAUUAACAAUUUUGCACACAAAUAAAAUUGAUCCUUAUUUUGGUCAAAAAAUAAAGAAUGACAAAAAAGUGAAAAUAAUAAAAAGAGGAAAAUUAUACACACUAAACCGAUGUACAUAUUUUUAUUAUAAUAAUAAAAUAAAUAAAAAAAUAAAUAAUAAAAUAAAUAAAAAAAAAAAAAAAGCAUAUAACAUUGAUAAGAAUAAGAGAAGAUAUACAAAAUGUUAUUGGAAAAAUAAUUUGUUUAAAAAUAACUUAAUUAUGUUAUAUUAUAUAUGCCCAUAUAAUAAUAUAACAGCCCAAUAUAGUGAAAUAUAUACAAACAGAGAGAACAUAAAAGUAAAAUUCAAAAAAUGUGUGGAUAUAAAAAAUGACGAUAACAUAAAAAAUAACAUCGUUUUACAUAUAAAUAAUUGUGAUAUUAUAUGCCCAAAUUAUAAUUCAAUUAAAUUUUUUUUUAAAUAUAUUAAUUAUAAAAAUAUUGAGAUAAAACAAUAUUAUUAUAUUAACAUGACAGAUUAUAAAAAUAUAAAAAAUGAGACCAAAAUAAAUUUCUUAAGUUAUUUCAAUUAUGAAUGCUUAGAAGAACAAAGGAAUAAAAACACAGAUAAAGACAAUUUUUGUGACCUCGAUUUUUAUGAUAAUAAAGCGAACAAUUUUUAUGAUGAUCAAGCGAACAAUUUUUAUGAUAGUAAAGCGAACAAUUUUUAUGUUUCUAGCUCGAAAACUGGUGGGCACACUGGAUUUACCGAUUAUAUAUCACACACUAAAAAAUUAAUGGAAAAAAUUUAUUUUAUUCUUUUUUCAAAUUGGAAAUAA